Dreissena polymorpha is the source of this 1873-nucleotide messenger RNA. RefSeq names its product putative nuclease HARBI1. The coding region runs from base 567 to 1427 and encodes 286 amino acids. The record is from RefSeq and is a predicted model, not a curated record. The transcript has 6 exons. Lineage: Eukaryota; Metazoa; Mollusca; Bivalvia; Myida; Dreissenidae.
AUUAACAUAUUUUGAUUUUGUUGUAUCAUUUGAAAUGACAACUUGUUAGAGUGACAGUUUGCCGCAUUCAGAAAAGUACGUGUCAAUAGCGCUUGCGUCCUUGACAUUGUCAACUUUUUAUGAAAAUUAAAUAAUGCGUUUGCCCUUUUUGGAACUGAUAACGCUAUUAAAAUACACAAGUAUUCUUUUAUUUUGUAACAUCUAUGAUUCAUUUUCGAGUGUUACUGAGUUUGUAGAACGCAAUAUUAACUGGAUACAUUUUCGAGUGUUACUGAGUUUGUAGAACGCAAUAUUAACUGGAUAUGGGGAACUACAUAUGUAUUACUGUGAAAAGGAUUUUCAUCCGAAAUCUGUAUCCGAAUAGUGAAUCUCAUCCCCCUUUGUUUGGAAAACAUUCUUUGACAAGUUACCUAUGGAAUAUGCCAGAGUUUGGUAUAUAACCUUGUUGAAAAGAUAUUGAUCUCUUUGAUCAAUUUUACAAAAUGCAGUAAGGUUAUUUUAUCAGAUAAUGGCAUGUUAAUAAUGUAGCUUGUUGUGGCAUCCAACGAAGACGAUUUCACAAUGAAAUGGAAUUACUGCAGUAUGGUUUGAUUCUGUGUACAGCAAUUGAAUUGUUGCUGAUAACACUUCAAUUUCUAGCCAAAUCUGAGUUCUACAGUGAAGGGGGCAUGACUCACGGUGUCUCAAGAAGUUCAGUUUGUAAGAGUAUUUGGCAGGUGCUAAAAGCUUUAGACCGCCGCUUGAAUACUGUGGUAUUCCCUACAUCAGAGAGAGAACUGGUCCAAGUGAAACAAAAAAUUUUUGGUAUAGCCGGAAUUCCAAAUGUGAUUGGAGCAGUGGAUUGCACACACAUCGCCAUGUUAGCCCCAAGGGAGAGAGAAGACAUAUAUGUGUGUCGGAAAGGAUACCAUUCCAUUAAUGUACAAGCUGUUGUAGAUGCAAACAUGAGAUUCACUAACAUUGUGGCAAAGUGGCCGGGAUCCACACAUGACAGUGUAAUCUUUGACAACUGUAGCUUGAAGGACUGGCUGGUGGAUGGAAGCAAAGGAUGGCUACUAGGAGACUCCGGCUAUGGACUGAAACCAUAUCUUCUUACUCCAAAGCUGAAUCCAAUGAGCAGAGCUGAGAUCGCGUUCAACUUGGCCCACAGUCGUUCGAGGAUGGUAGUAGAGAGGGCGUUUGGACUGUUGAAGUCACGUUUUAGGUGUCUUCACAAAACUGGAGGCUAUCUACAAUUUUCGCCUCAGAAGAUAGCUCUGGUUGUGACUGUAUGUGCCAAGCUGCACAAUCUGUGUCUGAGUGAUGGUUUCCUUGACAUUGAUGACAUUGACGUAGAAGAUGAUGAUGACAAUGUACAACUGCCACUGGAAAACCCUGACCUGAAUGCGUUGCGUGCACGGGCCUUACUGAUUGAGAGAUUUCACUAAAAAGGGAUUCUAUAUUAAUUUAAUAUAGAAUACCUUUUUCAGGGAAAUCGCUCAAUCAGUAAUGAAUUGAUUCUCAAUAGCAUACUGAACUGUUUAAUGUAUUGUUUUGUUCAUUUCACUACUAGAGUAUUGUUUUAUUACUAUGUGAUACUAGGUGAUAUUUAGUGUUAAAAUAUAAGAAGUAGUUCUAACAAUGACACAAUAUUUUUUGAUAGUUGUUAAAAAUUGCAGAGAAUUGUAAUAACCUUAUUAAUUUCACACCAUAUUUAGUACAUUUCAUUUAUAGCAAUUUGCUGCUAAAAUUGUCAUUUGAUUUAUAAUAUGAAUGUUAAUAAAUGUUUAAAGCCACACACCUUGAAAUGAAGUACAUGUUAAUAAAUACAUAUUGAUGCAAUUUCAAAAUGUGCAAAAUUGUCAUAAAAUCUCUAGCCUUGUUAGCAAGUUAU